Molecule: messenger RNA, 555 nt
Organism: Periconia digitata
Lineage: Eukaryota; Fungi; Ascomycota; Dothideomycetes; Pleosporales; Periconiaceae
Source: the annotation of a GenBank genome assembly
AUGUUGCCCCAAUCACGUGAGACCGAAAUGUCCCUGCAUCUCUCUGGAUGGCGGCGACGCUCGAAUUUUUUGAACAUUGAGCAUCCCAUCCCAUCCCUUCUUCCCCGACUGGCGCGCCUCCAUCAUUGCUCAGCGCAUCGCAUAAUAACCCAAGUCGUCUUCUCUGGCGCCCGGAUAAUAGGACGCGCCGUCUCCGAGUCGUACCGUCAGGCCGCUGCCUCCCAAAAAUUCGCCGCCGCAAACCAAAAGAAUGGAGGCGGUAGCUCGUUCGCCUCCUCCAACAUCACCAUGGAGGAAGCCUGCAAAAUCCUGAACGUCGGCCCGUCCAAGAUGGGCCAGAUAGAUUUGGAGUUUGUGUCGGAGCGAUUCAAGCGGCUGUUUGACCUGAAUGACCCGAAGAAGGGCGGUAGUUUCUACCUACAAAGCAAGAUAUUACGAGCAAGAGAGCGGAUCGAGCGCGAAGUCCAAGGAUACCAACGGAUGGCAGAAAGGGAGGCCGAGCUGAAGGAGGGAUUCCAACCAAAGUGGACCAAGGACUCCAAGAAAGAUGCUUGA